Molecule: messenger RNA, 1539 nt
Organism: Anolis carolinensis (green anole)
Lineage: Eukaryota; Metazoa; Chordata; Lepidosauria; Squamata; Anolidae
Gene: cunh11orf68
Product: chromosome unknown C11orf68 homolog
Exons: 2
Coding region: 201-941 (246 amino acids)
Source: RefSeq, a predicted model, not a curated record
UUUGGUCCGGCUCGGCUGCGUCACUUCCUGUCGCCCGGCGGUUGGGCCUGGCAGGAAGGAAGGAAGGCAGGAAGGCCGCGGCGGAGGCCUCGCCGGCCUCGUCGGAUGGCCCGCGCCCGGAGGCCGAGGCCGAGGCGGAGGAGGAGGACGGGGCGCCCGCAGGCCCCGGAGAGCGCGCGCAGGCCUCCCUCCGCAGAACCAUGUCCGGCCCACACGACGAGGAGGCCCGGAAGGAGGCGGCCUUUGCGGCCGAGCACUUGGCGGCCGAGUCCAUGGCGGCCGACAUGGACCCCUGGGUGGUGUUUGACGCCCGCAAGACCCCGCGGGCCGAGUUCGAGGAGUGGCUGCAGACCUACCAGCCGUCCCGCGUCUCCCGCUUCGGGGACCCCGAGCGCAACGCCGAGCCGGUGGGCUGGAUCGCGGUGUACGGGCCCGGCUUCUGCCCGGAGGGGGGGGACGUGGUGGGGCUGCAGGAGGACUGGGAGCGGCUGCAGGGCAGCGGCCGGCACGUCACCUUCGACACGGUGAGGGAGCUGGCCCUCAACCGGCGGGUGCUGACCGGCAAGUGGCUGAUGCACCUGGACAGCGGCUUCAAGGUGGACCACGCCUGGCGCGGCAUCGCCCGGGCCGCCCUCGAGGGGCGCAUCGGGGUGGCCAAGGUCAGCCCCUGCGGCCCCGACCCGGAGCGCAAGCAGGUCAUCUGCGUCUACACCGAGGACUUCACCAACGAGGAGCAGGUGCUGCUGGCCGACGCCGUCAUCCGGGCCACCGGCGUCAAGUGCCUCCUCUCGUACAAGCCCGACGUCUACACCUACCUGGGCAUCUACCGGGACAACCGCUGGCACCUCUGCCCCACCAUCUACGAGAGCAAGUUCGACCUGGAGUGCAUCCCGCGCCGCUCGCGCAUCAUCAACAAAGUCAGCAACACCGAAGUGACUUAGCCGCCAGCAUGCCGUGCGUAUUCACGGUGUAUUUGGUCCCCUUAAGCCCGACUUCUUCAGAGACUCUUGCCAAUCAAAGGGCUGCUUUUGGGGGAAAUGAGCAUUUCCAGAUUCUCUUAAGGAAACAGCCUUGGGACUUGGCGGAGAGGUACGUCAUCACUUUUGUUGACAAUUUCAGAAUUAAACUCUAAAUAGUGUCUAUUAGAGCACUUCUCGUUAAGAGUGCACCUCCACACACUUUCCUCCUCUUCUUCUAUAGCAGAUGCUUUGAUACUAAAUUAUCUUUUGAAGGCUGUAAACAUCACUAUGGUAGGCUCGGAUGCAAAGCCUUACACAAGUGGCCACCUCGGAGGGUCAAAAAUACAGUUUCCAGCAACACGUAAAUAUUCACCAUUUAAAACAUGUAUUUGUUGCACAAAGUAUGGUCUUGCCCCACCUGAACUCAGAAAAUGUUUUUUGCCCUCUUUAUUGUUAUUGAUCACUUCCAGCCUCACUCCUUUGUUUCUUGGAAAGAUAGCUUAAUAUUUCUGUGCUCUCGAGGUUGUGGGAAGCAUCCACCCGGCUGUAAAUAGGUCGGCAAUAAAAAUAGUUUUGCUCA